Xenopus laevis (African clawed frog) is the source of this 2118-nucleotide messenger RNA. RefSeq names its product tyrosine-protein kinase STYK1. The transcript is spliced from 11 exons. The coding region runs from base 571 to 1779 and encodes 402 amino acids. The record is from RefSeq and is a predicted model, not a curated record. NCBI's taxonomy places the organism in Eukaryota, Metazoa, Chordata, Amphibia, Anura, Pipidae.
GCCUCCAGCCAGUCCAUAUGAAAGAUGUAGUGUAGCUUUUGUUUGGUAAGUAGAAGGGAUGGGCUGUCCGUAGAGAGCCAUUGGUGUAACAUUGCCUUUCUAGAUGCUGCUGCCAAUCGGGUCGCUAGGUGUUUCUCUUCCCUAGUUACAUUUGUAUAUUGCUUCACCGAGCUAAACAUUGCCCAUUCUAUAGUGGGUUGAAUCGAUUUGUUAGUUAUCUGCGUCCAGUAAGAGGAGACAUCCUGCCAAAAGUCUGUAAUUUUGGGGCAAAACCAGAACAUGUGCGAGAGAUCUGCUUCGGGGGCUUGACAGCGAGUACAACCAUCCGAGGGGAGAUUUCCCAUUUUAUAACGUCUUUCGGGGGUUAAAUAUGAAUUAUGGAGAAUCUGUAUGGUCAUUUGCUGAUAUCGACUGGCUGGGAGCAACUUUAUCAUUCGGACGUGGAGAUUGAAGGUGUCCGUGGGGUUCAUUUGUGGCCUGCAAAAUUGGGUUGGACAUGCCUAUAGGAGAUUUCGCAUUUCCCAGCCAGAUGCAGUCGUCCUUGUUGGUGACCUGAAUGAGACGAGGCCCAUGGACCAACUUCAGGGGUCACCAAACAAUUCCUCCCAGGAUUUCCACUCUGAUGAGGACGGGUGGCAAAACUCAGUGAUUAUCAUUCCGGUUCUGCUCACGGGUGCAACGCUCCUGGUGGUACUGAUUAUUCUUUGGAAAUCUCUUCGGAACCGGAGCAAGAAAAUACAUUGUGAUUCUACAGCCCCAGGUGAGGCCUAUGGAGAAUGGGCCAUCAAUGCUGCUGCUGUCUAUGAGAAUAUUCCUGGCUUCCCAGACUCUGAGCUGCAGAGGUGGGAGCUGCCAGAUGGGUGGACAAUUGAGGACAAGGUUAAAAUAUGUCCCGGACAGUUUGGGCGCAUCAGUGAAGCCUUCCUGAAGGAACCGGGGGAAACCAAUGUGAGACAUAGAGUGGUCCUCAAGGAGCUCUCAGAGAACUGCAGUCCUGGAGAGGCUCAGGACUUCACUGAUGUCAUACGGUUUUACUCUCAGGUCUGUAACCACGACAACCUGCUGAAAAUGAUUUGGUGUAGAACCUCUGGGAAUCCAAUUUACAUCAUCCUCAAAGCAAUGACCCUCGGAAAUCUGCUUCACUUUCUCUGGAGAUCACGUGAGGCCGACCUCGCUGCUAAGGAUCCUCUUUACAACAUCACAGAGAAAAAGGUCUUCUCAAUGGCUGCCCAAGUAGCAAGUGGUCUGGAGUACCUGACAGUUACACACAACCUGGUCCAUGCCAACGUGGCAGCUUACAAUGUGUUGGUUCACGAAGACAUGAGUAUCCAACUGUGCGGUCUGGGCAUGGCGGCCAUCAUGCAUAGGACCGGCUCCAUUCCUGAGCGGAGAGCUGCCCAAGUCCCUCUGAAAUGGCAGGCACCAGAGAGGCUGGCACAGGGUGGCAUCACAGAGAAGAGUGACGUGUGGGCAUUUGGCAUUUUGCUGUAUGAGAUGGUCACUUUAGGAGCUCCUCCUUACCCUGAUCUUACCCGCUCCCAAGUGCUGCCCAAACUGGAGAAAGGGCACCGCAUGGAAAGGCCAACCCAGUGCAGUAAUGGCCUGUAUGAGCUGAUGGGCAGCUGCUGGCGCCGGAAUCCAGCCGACAGACCUGCUUUCACUGAGAUCAUGAAAUGGUUAAACCAACAUGGAGACCAAGCUGACGGGCACACGUCACUGACUGCCCCUGGCACUAUUAGCCACAGUGACUACCUGCUCAUGGCCGGGAUUCCUUCCUGACGGCCCAAGACUGGCAGAGAAGCCACUCACCUGCACUGGAAGCCCCGGGGUGUGAGUGACUGUGGGGUGAGGAGCCCCCUCGCUAUUGUCUUACCCUUGCCCCGGGCACAUCACAAAGGAAUGAUCUCAGGGCAACAUCCAGUGGCAUCACCAUUGUGCCCUCAGGAUUCGAGUCAAUCAACAUGGCAGCAGCUAACUCCGGUAUAUCACAUUGGAUGGAAGAAAACCUGACGCAUUUCACAGCAAUCUGGUUGACACAGGAGACCAAAGAGCAUCACCGUUUAUUUCUCUUUAUUCACAAAGACCCAAUGUAAUAAUAAAUAAACUCAUUUACAUUUA